AUGACUUCACUUUCAUGCUUCCUCAUUCUUUUUGCUCUUUCUUUUCUAACUUCAAAUUUUGUUUCUUCCUCUGCAGUUCAAGAUCCUGAACUAGUUGUUCAAGAUGUGCAAAGAAGCAUCAAUGCCUCUAGGAGAAACUUGGGCUACUUAUCAUGUGGAACAGGCAACCCAAUUGAUGAUUGUUGGAGAUGUGACCCAAAUUGGCAAGACAACAGACAAAGACUAGCAGAUUGUGCCAUAGGAUUCGGCAAAGACGCAAUCGGUGGAAAAAACGGUAAAAUCUACCUCGUCACAGAUUCAGGUGACGAUGAUCCAACAAACCCUAAACCAGGAACCCUAAGACACGCCACAAUCCAAGACGAACCCUUAUGGAUAAUUUUCCAAAGAGACAUGGUAAUCACGCUGAAACAAGAACUCUUAGUAAACUCAUACAAAACAAUCGAUGGACGCGGCGCAAAUGUUCACAUAGCAAAUGGUGGAUGUGUGACAAUACAUUAUGUUAACAAUGUUAUCAUACAUGGUAUCAAUGUUCAUGAUUGUAAACCAUUAGGGAACACUAACAUAAGGGAUUCACCAGAACAUAGUGGCUUUUGGGGAAUUUCUGAUGGUGAUGGAAUUUCUGUGUUUAAUUCAAAACAUGUUUGGAUUGAUCAUUGUUCUUUGUCUAAUUGUCGUGAUGGACUUAUUGAUGUUAUUCAUGGAUCAACAGCUAUUACUAUUUCGAAUAAUUAUAUGACUCAUCAUGAUAAGGUUAUGCUUUUGGGACAUAGUGAUUCUUAUACACAAGAUAAGGAUAUGCAAGUUACUAUUGCUUUUAAUCAUUUUGGUGAAGGACUUGUCCAAAGAAUGCCAAGGUGUAGACAUGGUUAUUUCCAUGUAGUAAACAAUGAUUACACACAUUGGGAAAUGUAUGCAAUUGGAGGAAGUGCAAACCCUACAAUCAACAGCCAAGGAAACAGAUUUCUUGCACCAAACAACAGAUUUAGCAAAGAAGUAACAAAACAUGAAGAUGCUUCAGAAAGUGAAUACAAUACUUGGAAUUGGAGAUCAGAAGGUGAUUUGUUCUUAAAUGGAGCAUUCUUCACACAAACUGGUGCUGCUGCUUCUUCUUCUAUCUAUGCUAGGGCUUCAAGUCUUAGUGCAAGACCGGCUUCUCUUAUUGGCUCGAUUACUUCAACUUCUGGUGUGCUUAAUUGUAAGAAGGGGGCGCGUUGCUGA
Lathyrus sativus (Indian pea) is the source of this 1218-nucleotide messenger RNA. NCBI's taxonomy places the organism in Eukaryota, Viridiplantae, Streptophyta, Magnoliopsida, Fabales, Fabaceae. The record is from the annotation of a GenBank genome assembly.